Penicillium arizonense is the source of this 1260-nucleotide messenger RNA. RefSeq lists its product as uncharacterized. The record is from RefSeq and is a predicted model, not a curated record. Bases 1 to 1260 code for a protein of 419 amino acids. Gene Ontology annotation, biological process: transmembrane transport. The transcript is spliced from 5 exons. Gene Ontology annotation, cellular component: fungal-type vacuole membrane. Gene Ontology annotation, molecular function: transmembrane transporter activity. NCBI's taxonomy places the organism in Eukaryota, Fungi, Ascomycota, Eurotiomycetes, Eurotiales, Aspergillaceae.
AUGGAAGCCAAGGACUAUCCUCCCAGUUUUACUAGUCGGAGUACAGACUUUCUUCCAUCAGAUCAACAGUCCGACAGCAGGAUUAUCACGGAUGACGAGAAGUUACCUCCUGUUGAUGGAGGUACACAAGCAUGGCUAUUUCUUAUAGCUUCUGCAAUGCUUGAGUCUUUAGUAUGGGGUUACGCUUUUGCAUUUGGAAUCUUCCAGGACUACUACAGUUCACAUCCGCCAUUUGAAGGGUCGGGGCAUAUUGCUGUUAUUGGAACUUGUGCCAUGGGCAUCGCGUAUCUCCUCGCUCCAGCGGCAAUCAUUUUCAUGAUUUUGGUGCCUUCAUUUGCUCGUGUGACGCACCUCAUCUUGUCACAGGGAAUUGGCUUUGGCACUGGUGGUUGCUUAGCAUACACCCCCACAAUCUUGUUCAUGUCAGAGUGGUUUGCCAAGCGAAAAGGCCUUGCCUUUGGAAUUGUCUGGGCCGGGUCCGGUUUAUCGGGUAUCAUUUUCCCACUCGCUAUACAAUGGCUACUUGACCAGUAUGGAAUAGAAGCAACACUCCGCAUCUCAGCAGUGACUCUAUUCAUUCUCGCCGCGCCUUUUCUCUACUUCCACCGACCCAGAAUCCCCAUGACUGAGGUUGCGUACCACAGACUUAACUUCCAUUUCUUAUACGACAAGACUUUUAUCGUUUACCAACUCGGAAACACCCUGGAAGCAGUUGGAUUCUUCUUACCGACAAUCUACCUCCCCACAUUCGCACGCAGCCUCGGAGCCAAUGACUUUAUGGCCUCGCUCACCGUGACCCUGGUCAACCUGACCACUGUAUUCGGCUCCGUGUGCAUGGGAUUCCUUUCAGACCGGUAUCAUAUCACAACAUGUAUCUUGAUCUCGACUGUCGGCACCGUCCUAGCCGUCUUUUUCCUUUGGGGCUUUGCCACUUCCAUCGCGCCCUUAUACAUAUUCUGCAUUGCUUACGGCCUCCUCGCGGGCGGUUUCUCGUCUACGUGGGCGGGUGUUUCCAACGAAGUACAACGCGCCAACCCCGCCGCAGACGCAACGGUCAUCUUCCCAUUCAUGGAGACUGGCCGUGGAAUCGGCAAUGUCGCCAGUGGUCCGCUAAGCGAGGCUCUCCUCAAAGCAGACAACUGGCGCGGACAUGCAUAUGGUGCCUAUGGGAGUGGCUACGGUACACUGGUUGUCUGCACCGGCGCCACUGCGCUGACGGGUGGGAUCUGUGUUGUGGCGCGUCACUUCAAGUGGAUAUAA